This is a messenger RNA of Myotis brandtii (Brandt's bat), 420 nucleotides long. Its product is annotated as protein FAM13A-like. The record is from RefSeq and is a predicted model, not a curated record. NCBI's taxonomy places the organism in Eukaryota, Metazoa, Chordata, Mammalia, Chiroptera, Vespertilionidae. The transcript is spliced from 2 exons. The coding region runs from base 37 to 405 and encodes 122 amino acids.
UUUUGACCUCUUAACCCUCAUUAUUUUCCAGAUCCCAUGCCUGCUUUGUCCUCAUGGCAGCAGGAGAACGGGGACUCUGACGAUGCGCCCCUCUCCCCACCAGCCGGGCAUCUCAUUCGUCAGCUUCUGGACGAAGAUAGCGACCCCAUGAUCUCUCCUCGGUUCUACUCGUAUGGACAGAGUAGGCAAUACCUGGAUGACACAGAAGUGCCUCCUUCUCCCCCAAAUUCCCACUCUUUCAUGAGGCAACGGAGCUGCUCUCUGGGGUCCUACGAUGACGAACACGAGGACCUGACACCUGCCCAGCUCACACGAAGGAUUCAGAGCCUUAAAAAGAAGAUCCGGAAGUUUGAGGACAGAUUCGAAGAAGAGAGGAAGUACAGAGUAAGUGCCUCCUCUCUCUGAUGUGACAUGCCAACA